GCGCGGCGGCGGGACCAGCCCCGCGCGGGGAGCGGGCACCAUGGUGCUGUCGGUGCCGGUGAUCGCGCUGGGCGCCACGCUAGGGACGGCCACCAGCAUCCUCGCGCUGUGCGGGGUCACCUGCCUGUGCCGGCACAUGCACCCCAAGAAAGGGCUGCUGCAGCGGGAUCGGGACCCGGAUCCAGAAAAGGCGAGACCCGGCGUGCUCCGGCCAGCCCAACAGUUCAAUGUCCAGAAAUCCACGGAACCCGUGCAGCCCCGGGCCCUCCUCAAGUUCCCGGACGUCUAUGGCCCCCGGCCAGCCGUGACAGCCCCGGAGGUCAUCAACUAUGCGGACUACACGCUGAGGACCACGGAGGAGCCUGCUGUGCUGGCCAGUCCCCCGGCCCCGAACGACAGCCGCCUCAAGAGGCAGGUCACAGAGGAGCUGUUCAUCCUUCCUCAAAAUGGUGUGGUGGAGGACGUCUGUGUCAUGGAGACCUGGAACCCAGAGAAGGCUGCCAGCUGGAAGCAGGCCCCCAAACUCCACUACUGCUUAGACUAUGACCAGCAGAAGGCAGAGCUGUUUGUGACUCGCCUGGAAGCGGUGACCAGCGACCACGACGGGGGGUGUGACUGCUAUGUCCAAGGCAGCGUGGCCAACAGGAUGGGCUCUGUGGAGGCCCAGACGGCCCUGAAGAGGAGGCAGCUGCGCACCACCUGGGAGGAAGGCCUGGUGCUCCCGCUGGCGGAGGAGGAGCUUCCCACAGCGACCCUGACGCUGACCCUGAGGACCUGCGACCGAUUCUCCCGCCACAGCGUGGCCGGGGAGCUCCGCGUGGGCCUGGACGGGGCCUCUGUGCCUCUGGGGACUGCCCAGUGGGGCGAGUUAAAGACUUCAGUUAAGGAGCUGUCUGCAGGAACUGGAGAGGUCCUUCUAUCCAUCAGCUACCUCCCAGCUGCCAACCGCCUCCUGGUCGUGCUGAUUAAGGCCAAGAACCUCCACUCUAACCAAUCCAAGGAACUCCUGGGGAAGGAUGUCUCUGUCAAGGUGACCUUAAAGCACCAGGCCCGGAAGCUGAAGAAGAAGCAGACCAAACGGGCCAAGCACAAGAUCAACCCGGUGUGGAAUGAGAUGAUCAUGUUUGAGCUGCCCGACGACCUGCUGCAGGCCUCCAGUGUGGAGCUGGAAGUGCUGGGCCAGGACGAGGAGGGGCAGAGCUGUGUGCUGGGCUGCUGCAGCCUGGGCCUGCACGCUUCUGGCUCUGAGCGCAGCCACUGGGAGGAGAUGCUCAAGAACCCGCGCCGGCAGAUCGCCAUGUGGCACCAGCUGCACCUGUAACCAGAGCCUGGGCCGCCUUCCUUCUUGGGCACAGUCCCACCCGUCAGCCCAGCUGUCUUCUGCGAUCUCCUUUUUGUGCCCCAUCCUCAUUCUGACACCCAGAAGACAGACAUGUUUGCAAAGGCCAGGUCCUUAUUGCUCUCUCAUCACACUCCUGUUCCUGAAAACUGAGCAAGGCGGUGUGUGGAAAUUACACCCGGGUCGUGCUGAGCAGUGCGUUUCACUCCUCUGCAUUGCUCCAGCUUAGCAAAUCCAGCCCAGGUGCAGAUUUUGCAGGUAGGGUCAGGUGGGAUCCAGAGAAAGCUUCAUUUGGAGGAAUAGUGGAUGCAAAGAAGAGAGAGGAUGUGUGUGUGUGUGUUUAAAUAAGCAUUGCAAAAAGGGUAAAAGAAAGAAAAGAAUCCUGGACCAACCCAUAGAAUUCGAGAUUGUCAGGUGGGAUGAAAUCUUAGCCAGCAUCAAGGCACACUCCUGACCCGAGGCCGGGACCCAGUAGCUCUCAAACCUUAUUGUGUGAAGGAUCAUCAGCAGCUUCCUGGGCCCACCUGUAGACAUUCCAGAUCCGUAUCCCUGGCCAAGACCCAGGAGCCUGCAUUUUUAACAAGCACUGGAUGGUUAUCCUGCUGGGAUUGGAGCCCUGCAGAUGGAGAAGUUCCUGUUACAAUGUUCCAGAGGGUUUUCACAGUCCUUGUCAGGGCCCCAGCAUUUUGGAGGCAGCCAGCUCCCAGACUGGACACUUCAAACGUUCAAUGUGGAAUUUGGGAGUCUCUGUUUUUUAAUUAUUGCAAUUAAGUAAUUAAUAUUUUCAUCUGUGCUUUCAGAUUCUGUUCUUGGACUGAAUUGUGUGCUUUUUUUAUUGAGUAACUUUACUGUUUUAUCUCAAAAUCAGUUUAUGUCCUAUUUGGGGAGAACUUCCCUGACCUUACAGGAGGGAUCCUCUAUUAGUGGACUAGAUUCUGAGCCCCAGUUGUCACUUCCACCAGCAUCGCCAAAGUGACCCUCUGAGACAGCCCCAUCCCUUCUCGGCUUUCCAGCCACUUCCCGAGGAAGUCAUUUUGGGGCACAUGUUAAUUAGUUUAUUAUACCCGGUUAUGUGAAAGUAGAAAGAAAGAUGACUUUAAAUAGGAAAUGAAGUCUUUUGCAAAGAUACCUCUCUCCCUCAGUUUUUGAGACUUGCCACUUUAAAUGAGUCAAUAGACAUCAGCUAGAUUUCAGAUUCCUACCUUAUUAUUCCAAAUAGAUGUCCACAGCAUUGAUUAAACCUGAAAGAUGAGUUUUGCUCAGUGGAUGUGGUCUCUGCCUGUGAACCAGGAUUCUGGGCUCUCUGUUUGGCCACCUGCAAAAUAGUCUGGAUGACAUAGCGGCUCUCUGGGAAUGGUAAGGUAGAUGAAAUUGUGCCCCAAAGCUGGAGACACCCCAGGCUAAAAACAAAUGGAGUCUACCAACAAAUCAUCUUUAAGCUUUAAGUUGGUACCUGGCAAUGCCUAGAAAGUUCCAGAAUCAUCCCAAGAAUUUCCAGAACCAUGGAUCUGCAUUGGGACACUUCCAUACCGACAUCCAAAUUCUGAAUCUUCAGCUGUCACACCAAGCCCCUGAUCUAAAAGCGAAUUCUAGACAAGAGGGCCUCCUGUCCUUGAGCAAGUCAAGCUGUUCUUGGUCUCUCCCAGAGACUCUGAGGAACAUUACCGCCUCUUAUCACAAUUUUCCCUUUCUGUACAGAAGCACAGAAGCAUUAGAAGUAACUUCAACCCAUCCUAUGAUAGAAAAGAAAAAAAGCCUCUAGUUCCUCUUCAAUGGGAAAGUCUUUUAGAUAAUUAGAAAUCUUGAUAAUUAAGAUUGACUACCUCCUGCCAAAUAUUUUGGUUAGUGAUUUCCUAUAACAUGUUUUUGAAACCCUCCUCACCACUCUGGUCCCCCUUUUUGGGCUGGUAUGGCUAAAAGAAAACAAAAGAUCCCCAUGGAAGCUGAUCAGUAUUCUCAGCUACUGCCAUCGAGAAAAAUCGAUUCUGCACUUAAAACCAGGAAACAUGGGUUCCACAUUCUUAGAAGCCCAGGCCUGCCUUAUAGUCACACCAAAGGGUAUUUGAGGAUGGCUGGGCAGGACCCCUGAUCCCAGAAAUGUCAACCCUCUCCAUGGCCCCUCCAUCAUGACAUGUUCAUUUAUUUGGAUCUCAAAGGUUACAUUUUCCAGAAUCCAAAGUACGGGUUGCCCAAGAUAGGAGUCACAUUCCACCACUGAAAGCCGUAGGUUUCAGCCACCAUGUGACUUAGUAGUGAUGGACAGAGAUGAGGCAGGUGAGCAGGUUAGCACUGUUGUGCUCACUGGUAUAUUCCACGCACCUCGGAAUGAAGCUGGCACGGGCCUUCCACAAAUGUCGAGGGAACCAAGGAAUGAAGGAUGGAUGGGGGCGUAGGCAGAAAAAGCUGAAAAUGGCAUGAAAAUCAGAGUCCUGGCAGAGUUCUCAAUGGCAAAUGCAUCAGAUUCUCAGCAGUUGGCCUAGAAAUUCACAUUAUUAUCACUCACCUAAUGACAAUUCAUAGCUCUCUGUGUAAAUGUAAUUAAUAACAGACAAGAACAUAAUCACUGUGCUUUUCUACCAAAUCUCCAUCUUGGUGAAUUUUACAUUACCCAGAGAUAUCAGACUGCCAAAUUGAAAAACUUCAGUAAUCUUUGCAUCAGCUUACCUUGAACCAGAUACAUUUGCAAUUUACUACCAAAUGAGAGUAACUGAGUCUGUGUGAAUGCGUCUGAUCCUUUUUUUGAAAGGAACACCUUGUAUUUUUCCAGGGAGCAUUUUCUAAGAAGAACAUGAAGCAGAGGUGAAAAUAAAAUGAGAAGCCAUCUCGGCCAAGGCUGUUGCCCACAGUGUGACCUGGUUCUUUCCCAGAUACAGCAGUGGGACUAGAGAGUUGGGGGUCCACCCUCAUUAUUCUGUGACUCCACUUCCUACAUCAGAUCAAUAUCUAUUUGUUCAGUGCUUAUUGACUGUCCUUUUCAAUUUAAAAUACUACUCUUGGUGUAGGUCGACUGAGUGGUCAUCCUAAAUGACACCCUGUGGGGAGCAUAAGAUGGGAAAGCAGUUUUGGGGGGUGAUUCCUUUGGGGUUUAAAGGAGUUCUGGGUGGCAGUGGCUGCAGCCCAAGCCAAAUUGAGGUGAGGACCACCCAAAGAGACAUUUAGUCCUUGUGAAUUGUUUCUGCCACCUGCGUUUCCUGUUGUCGAUGCUAAGUGUGUGUGUUUGUUUUACAAAUCAUGAACCGAAGCACAAAAAGACGCAUGAGACAUUGUAGUCGUGUCUGGUGUCACACUUUGGAGCAAAAACCAUCCAGUGGUAAAUAAAUCAUUUCCAACAGGGUCAAUUGUCUGGGGUUUUCUUUUUUCCUUCUCUAUAUCCUAGUUAUAUAAGAUGCUGAAAAGAUCAUUUGCUCACUGCUUCACGAUCUAUUUAAUAAAACUGGAUAUGUUCGAGUACAGUUGACGUCUUAUCAUCCCUUCCCUCAGUAAGCCUUCUUGAUAAAGGGAUAAAGCAUUUCUUUAUCCCUCCACCAUCUUUAUAUGUAAAUUCUAAGCACUACAAAGUAUUUUUUGCAUGUUUUUAACUUUAUUUGAAAUGCAUCUCACUGCAGUUAUAUGCCUCUUAGUAACAGUUAUAUGCCUCUUAGUUUCAAUGACAGCUCUCAUGUAUAAGAGUGUUCCGCUUAGCAUGGAGUGGGCUAGGCCAUGUAGGCUUGUGUAGUUACCUGUGUUCAUGUAAUAAUGUAACCACCCAAUGAGCAUUUCUCAGCACACAUCCCUGUCAUUAACCUACACAUGACUUUCAUCUUGUUCCACAAUAAAAUUUUGAGCUUUGCCCACACAGAUAUAGGA
This is a messenger RNA of Talpa occidentalis (Iberian mole), 5185 nucleotides long. RefSeq names its product synaptotagmin 13 (gene SYT13). The record is from RefSeq and is a predicted model, not a curated record. Gene Ontology annotation, molecular function: clathrin binding; calcium ion binding; calcium-dependent phospholipid binding. The transcript is spliced from 6 exons. The coding region runs from base 41 to 1321 and encodes 426 amino acids. Lineage: Eukaryota; Metazoa; Chordata; Mammalia; Eulipotyphla; Talpidae. Gene Ontology annotation, biological process: cellular response to calcium ion; calcium-ion regulated exocytosis; regulation of calcium ion-dependent exocytosis.